This is a messenger RNA of Tribolium madens (black flour beetle), 1059 nucleotides long. RefSeq names its product S-formylglutathione hydrolase. Gene Ontology annotation, biological process: formaldehyde catabolic process. NCBI's taxonomy places the organism in Eukaryota, Metazoa, Arthropoda, Insecta, Coleoptera, Tenebrionidae. Gene Ontology annotation, molecular function: S-formylglutathione hydrolase activity. The coding region runs from base 145 to 999 and encodes 284 amino acids. The transcript has 4 exons. The record is from RefSeq and is a predicted model, not a curated record. Gene Ontology annotation, cellular component: cytosol.
AUAAAUUUGACAAAUUGCAAAAUUUUUCAUAUCAACUGAUUUAUUUAUAAAUUCCGGACACCGGAAAGAUUAUCAACCGGUUACGAGUUAACUAGUAAGAUUAAAAUUUUCCAAAAAGAGUUUUUAAGACUUUUGGUAUAUAAGAUGGGUACCCUGAGCGAAAUUUCUUCAAACAAGAUGUUUGGAGGCUUCCAGAAGGUGUUUUCCCACGAAUCCAAAACCCUAGGUUGUGUCAGUAAAUUUGGUGUUUAUUUACCACCACAAGCAGAGGAGAAAAAACUUCCUGUUAUUUAUUGGCUAUCAGGAUUAACUUGUUCAGAGGCUAAUUUUAUAGAAAAAGCAGGAGCACAGAAAUAUGCAGCUGAACACGGGGUUAUUAUUGUCAAUCCUGACACUUCACCUAGAAAUCUGAACAUUGAUGGUGAUUCCGAAUCGUGGGAUUUUGGAGUUGGGGCUGGGUUUUACGUUGAUGCUACCCAAAAGCCUUGGAAAGAUAAUUACAAGAUGUAUAGUUACGUUACAAGUGAAUUGGUGAAGCUUAUUAGUGACAAUUUUCCCAUAUUGAGUGGAAAACAGUCAAUAAUGGGGCAUAGUAUGGGAGGACAUGGGGCUUUAAUUUGCGCAUUAAAAAAUCCAGGGUUGUUUAAAUCAGUCUCUGCUUUUGCCCCCAUUUGCAAUCCAUCUAACUGUCCUUGGGGUAUCAAGGCGUUUAGUGGUUAUUUGGGGCCCAAAGAGUCGGGUGAAUGGGCACAAUGGGACGCCACUGAAUUGGUCAAGACCUACAAUGGACCCCCAUUGGAGCUUUUUGUAGAUCAGGGAUCUGAAGAUAAUUUCUUGCAUGCCAAACAACUGUUACCAGAAAAUUUGAUAGAAUCUUGCAAGACCCACCACGUCCCAAUAAUUUACAAAAAACGAGAUGGUUAUAAUCACAGUUAUUAUUAUAUUGCUACUUACAUAGAGGAACAUAUUAAAUAUCACAUGGAGCACUUGCAAAAGUAAAGGUUUUACUCAUGUUGCAAAUAAAAAUGCUGUCAAUAUUUUAAUAAAUAAUUAUAUACA